UAAAAAAAUACAAGAGCCAAAUCUCUCUCUCCUCACUCUCUCUUUUUUUCUCUCUCUACCAUGGACAACAAUAAUCAGCCAUUGUCACCAAACCAUCUCCAAGGCCAUGUGAGACCACCAAAUAACUCUUCUGCUUCAUCCUUCACUGAUGGUGCCAAUGACAUACCACCUAUUUCAGGAAUUCAAGUUUUCUUCAGAGAAUUCUUGGUUGAGUCCAGAAAGCUUUGGUACCUCGCCGCUCCGGCCAUCUUCAUAUCCCUUGGUCAAUACUCCCUGAAUUUCGUCACUCAGAUCUUCGCCGGCCACAUUGGAACUCUCGAGCUGGCCGCUGUUUCCAUCCAGAAUUCCGUCAUCUCCGGAUUCUCUUUUGGUGUCAUGUUGGGAAUGGGGAGUGCACUAGAGACUCUAUGUGGACAAGCGUUUGGAGCAUCGCAAGUGGACAUGCUUGGUGUCUACAUGCAAAGGUCAUGGAUCAUCCUCACCAUCACAGCCUUUUUUAUCAUGUUCUUCUACAUCUUCGCGGCCCAAUGUCUGAAACUCAUCGGGCAGACCAGUGAGAUAUCCGAGGCGGCUGGGGCUAUGGCGCUGUGGAUGAUUCCGCAGCUGUACGCCUACGCGGCCAACUUUCCGAUGGCCAAGUUCUUGCAGGCCCAAAGCAAGAUGAUGGUGAUGGCCGUAAUAACUGGAGUGGCUUUGGUUUUGCACAUUUUCUUCAGCUGGCUGUUGAUGCUGAAGUUGCGGUGGGGUAUAGUGGGUGCAGCGGUGGUGCUUGACGCGUCGUGGUGGUUCAUAGUGGUGGCUCAGCUCCUUUAUAUAUUUAGUGGAGCCUGUGGUCGAUCAUGGUCAUGGUUUUCGUGGAAAGCGUUUCAGAAUCUGUUGGGAUUUGUGAGGCUAUCUCUUGCAUCUGCAGUAAUGCUUUGCUUAGAAGUGUGGUAUUUUGUUGCACUAAUGCUCUUUGCUGGAUACAUGAAGAAUGCACGAAUUUCAGUGGAUGCUCUGUCUAUAUGCAUAAACAUACAGUUUUGGGUAAUGACUGUGGCACUUGGAUGCAACGCAGCCAUAAGUGUAAGGGUGUCAAAUGAAUUAGGGGCGGUGCAUCCAAGAACCGCAAAAUUUUCAGUGGUGGUGGCAGUGGUUUCUGCAUUUCUGAUUGGUCUCGUCCCCUCCAUCGCUCUUCUAAUCAGUCGAAGAGUGUACCCUUCCUUGUUCUCCAACAAUGCAGAGGUUCAAAAACUUGUGUAUGAGCUCACACCAUUGCUAGCAAUUUGCAUUGUCAUUAACAGUGUUCAACCUGUUCUCUCUGGGGUGGCUAUUGGAGGUGGAUGGCAAGCUUUUGUUGCUUACGUAAAUAUUGUGUGCUACUAUGUUUUUGGCAUUCCUAUGGGCCUCAUAAUGGGCUACAAACUCAAAAUGGGUGUCAGGGGGAUUUGGUAUGGCAUGCUGAUAGGAACAGUAUUACAAACUAGUGUACUGCUCUGUAUGGUUUACAGAACCAACUGGAAUAAAGAGGCUUCUAUUGCAGAAAAGAGAAUAAAACAAUGGGGCGGAGAACCGAUCGUCAGAGAAAAUGAUGUGGAGAAUUAAUUAACUAAACACGAUAAUAAUAUGAAAUUACAAGCACGAGUUUGCAGAUGUUGAAAAAAAUUCAAUUGUAGAGAGGAGAAAGCAACAAUUUUACCAUUGCAACAAAUUCAAUGCCCACAAGAAUUCUUUGUUGUGCGUUAAGGAAACUUAUUACUCCAAAUCCUUAUUUGAAAAUAUAUAUAUAUAUAUAUAUAUAUAUAUAUAUAUAUAUAUAUACUUAUUGCUCCAAAUAUAUAUAGAGGUAAUAUUAUUAGCCUGCUGAUAUCAACUCUAUCAUAACAAGGCUCAACUUAAGAAUUUCUCAUCUCCUAGAGGCAUGAACUGUAUGACCUUUUGAAAUAGACUAAUGUUUAUGUGAAUAUUUGUGUUUUAGUGGGUAUAUUUAAUAAUGUCUAUCUUGAUUAAAUUGUAAGCAUGUAAUGUAUUAUAUAUAUAGUGGGAAAGCAAUCCAUUUUUAUACUCUGUUUGAGGCAUAGCCUAAUCAAUAAACAAGAUUCAUUGUGCAUUUUA
Cornus florida is the source of this 2094-nucleotide messenger RNA. RefSeq names its product protein DETOXIFICATION 30-like. The transcript is spliced from 8 exons. NCBI's taxonomy places the organism in Eukaryota, Viridiplantae, Streptophyta, Magnoliopsida, Cornales, Cornaceae. Gene Ontology annotation, molecular function: antiporter activity; xenobiotic transmembrane transporter activity. Gene Ontology annotation, cellular component: vacuolar membrane. The coding region runs from base 61 to 1584 and encodes 507 amino acids. Gene Ontology annotation, biological process: xenobiotic detoxification by transmembrane export across the plasma membrane. The record is from RefSeq and is a predicted model, not a curated record.